Messenger RNA from Alligator sinensis (Chinese alligator), 623 nucleotides. Its product is annotated as E3 ubiquitin-protein ligase RNF130-like. The transcript is spliced from 5 exons. NCBI's taxonomy places the organism in Eukaryota, Metazoa, Chordata, Crocodylia, Alligatoridae. The record is from RefSeq and is a predicted model, not a curated record. The annotation marks the transcript as partial.
CUCGUGGCCCCCGGGCCCAUCAACGGAGAUCGUUUGGGCUGUGAUCCACGAACUCGUUUCAAUGUUCCACCAAACACCAAGCAGUGGAUUGCCUUGCUGCAACGAGGAAAUUGUACUUUUAGAGAGAAAAUAUUGCGAGCAGCUUCACACAAUGCCACAGCGGUGGUCAUUUACAACAACGUGUCCAGUGAAGAGCCCGUCACUAUGACCCAUCAAGGAACUGGGGACAUUGUUGCUGUGAUGAUUACAGAGUCAAAGGUGAAGGAGAUCCUGAAUUACUUGGAGAAGAACAUUUCUGUCUUAAUGGCAAUAGCAGUCGGCGCUCGCGUUCCUCCAAAGAAUUUCAGUCGUGGCUCUCUGGUCUUUGUGUCAAUAUCAUUCAUCGUUUUGAUGAUCAUUUCUUCAGCAUGGUUAAUAUUUUACUUCAUCCAAAAGAUUAGGUACACAAGUGCACGUGACAGGAACCAGCGUCGCCUUGGAGAUGCCGCCAAGAAAGCCAUCGGCAAACUGGCAACCAGGACAGUAAAGAAGGGCGAUAAGGAAACAGACCCGGACUUUGAUCAUUGUGCUGUCUGCAUUGAGAGUUACAAGCAGAACGAUGUUGUCCGCAUUCUGCCAUGCAA